CUAUUAAACAGUUGUCCGGUGAAGUUUCGUUGCGAGUCCCCAUAGUGGUUUGGAAUUAGUUUUCUAUAAAAUAUAUUUUCAAUAACAAGUGAUACAAAUCUUUUAAAACGUUUAAUAAUGUGUAAUAAUAAUUUUAGUGUUGCUUACGUGUAUUAAUUGUUAUCAGUGCGUAGCAGUUAUUAAUGUGUUUACGAUCACUGAAAUGUUCUUUGACAUUGAUUUACUUAACAAUCUCACAAGCAUGUCGUCGGUCCGAUGACGGGAGUUUGAAAAUUUCUUAUGAAAUCACCUAAAUAACGCUUAGAACACUAAUUUAACAUGUGACUUUAUGUGAUAUUUAAAUAAUAAUUUUUUAUAAUAUUUUAUUUGAUUGUGUUUAUACGUAUGCUGUUCAAUGGAUACCGACAAUAACAAAAUCACAAAGAAUAAAUCGAAACGUAAUAGGAACAAAAAUGCGAAGAAAAAAGAAAUGGAGAGAAAAGACGAGGUGGUCGUAGAUAAGGUUGCAAGUGAUGUUAAGGGGGUCGAUAAUGAAGUCAGUAUAAGUGGAUCGCCAAGCUCAACGGAUAGCGAAGAUCUAGUCAACGCCAUCAACUACAACACCAUCACGUCCUUAGCUGCUUUGAAAGAUAUCAUUCAAGGGGAAAAUAAUGACACUCCAGAAACGGACAGCUUUUUUCAACACUAUUUUAUGAAUCAUUGUAAUAAUUUAUCCAGUCGGAAUUCUAAUUCUACGUCACCUUUCCCAUAUACUGAAAGGAGACGCCUCUCGCAAUGUCGCGAGGAAGAUGAAGACGAUUAUAGAAAAGAUAAUUCUGUUUCGAAUUCCCCAUCGAAAGCUUUACAUUUAUCAGAUUCUAAUAAAAAUGACUAUAAGUUGAACAAAUCUCCACAUAAAACGGAAAGUCUGAAGAUAGACAAUAAGGAAGAUAAAGAAUCUUCAAAGCGGACGGUGAUGGGAGCUAAGCACAAGUUUUUGGUAACGACAGCGGAAACUCCACCAGCAAAACUAGAGCGUGCUUUUCGAACACAAGUUAACAACGCUCACACAGUUCAUUUUGGAACAAAGGGUGCGGAGGAGUUAAGACCGAGUGUGAGAUCAAUAUUUGCCGCCGAAAAUCUCCACCGGGACAAGAACUAUUUCGAUAGCAGCUUGAUCGAAAUAAGAUCGACUGUGGACGGAGUAGCGACAAGCUCAGAAGAUAUUUGGGUCAAGAGGACUAAUGACAAACAAGUUGUAUUGCCAAAAGAAGACGUAGCUACAACUGAGGAUGAAAGAAAGAUUCAACUAGCAGUAGAUACAGAAAAACCAGAUAAAGUGGAGACACAACGCGCGAGAUCAGGAACCUGGGGCUCGCAGUCUCGUAAAGAGAAAGAUAUAAUAAAAAUAACCGAUGUUCAAAAGUUGAAGGAGAUUCGACGAUAUAGCGAUGACAGACGCCAAAAGAGAGAGCAACGCUUGGACGCCGCAAUCACAAGAAGCACACAGUCAGUGGGUGAACGCAGACGCCGAGGGUCCGCAGACGAUGGCCAUUCGCACCAGUUUUAUCAACAAACAAUACAUGGAACCUCCGGGGUGAGCCGUAGACCGGCUUUGUUUGAUAUUUUCAAAUCGCGUCCGCGCGGCGCUGAUUCUAAGAAGCAACCGAGUUUCAUGCAACAAGUGAAAAAUGCUAUGCAGAAUAUGACAAAAGCGAAAGAGCCCAUUAAAACGGACACAAAACAAGAUUUAACAAAGCCGGACGGUGCUGCAAGUUCGACUACUGCUUCGACUAGCAAAGUUAAGGAUGGAUCUGCGCACCCGCACCCUGGGAGUGACACUAAGUACUACCACACAAUCACGGUGCCGAGCAAUCGUAGGCCGAGCGCCAUCAAUAAAGUGAUGGAUCUGUUCCGAGGACGGGCUUCCAUACCAGGACAGCCAACUGAAGUCACGGAGAAACGGCAGAGGAGGGCGGUUGCUCAGCCACACCACCAUGCAGGUGCGCACCUCCGUCGUACAACAUCGCAAGAGGCGGAGAGGCGGCGUUCCUCGUUGGGCAACGUGCCGGCGGCGAGGCAUCGUGCCUCGGACGCCUCGCUGGACCCCCACCACGCCGCUAUUUUGUUCCGGGAUGCUAGAGGGCUGCCGGUAGUGGAUCCGUUCCUGGAAAAAGUUAAUCUUUCUGACCUGGAAGAGGACGAAUCGCAGAUAUUCGUGAAGUUCUUCAAGUUCCACAAGUGCUACGAUCUGAUCCCUACGUCGGCGAAACUGGUCGUCUUCGACACGCAACUGCUUGUUAAGAAGGCGUUCUUCGCACUUGUAUAUAACGGCGUUCGAGCGGCGCCGCUAUGGGACUCCCAACGGCAGCAGUUCGUAGGCAUGCUGACGAUCACCGACUUCAUAAAGAUCCUGCAGAUGUACUACACAAGCCCAGACGUUACUAUGGACGAGCUGGAAGAACACCGACUUGAGACUUGGCGCCAGGUCCUAAAGGGAUCAGUGGUGCCUCUAGUGUCGAUUGGUCCGGACGCGUCUCUGUACGAAGCCAUCCGGAUGCUGAUCAUGAACCGGAUCCAUCGGCUGCCGGUGAUCGAUCCGGAGACCGGCAACGUGCUGUACAUACUCACGCACAAGAGGAUAUUGAGAUUCCUCUUCUUAUAUAUAAACGAGCUGCCAAAGCCCAAGUACUUACAGAACAAGCUUCGCGACCUGAAGAUCGGUACAUUGAAUAACAUAGAGACGGCAACAGAGGAAACUUCUAUAAUAGAAGCUCUGAGGAAGUUUGUUAAUCGUCGCGUAUCAGCCCUCCCGCUUAUUGAUGCUGAGGGCCGACUCAAGGAUAUAUACGCCAAGUUUGAUGUUAUUAACUUGGCCGCCGAGAAGACAUACAACAAUUUGGAUGUAACACUGAAGAAAGCCAACGAGCAUCGCAACGAGUGGUUCGAGGGCGUGCAGAAGUGUAACCUCGAUGAAACGCUCUACGAAGUUAUGGAGAGGAUUGUGAGGGCUGAGGUGCAUCGUCUGGUGGUAGUCGACGAAGAGGACAAAGUGACGGGCAUAAUAUCGCUCUCCGACCUGCUCAUGUACCUCGUACUGCGUCCAACCGGCGAGUGUGAAGGCGCGAGUCUACGCAACGAGCACGCACCAAUCGAAGAGCGGGACGAAGCGAGCGAACCCAACGCGCCAGACAAGGACGACAAUACACCGCCGGAGACAGCCGAACCCGCACAAGAACUGGACGAAGACGGGCAAGAACUAUACGACGAAGCAACCGGCACCAGUUAAGUUAGUUACCGGAGUGGUUCUUGUAUUGCGUUCGUUGGUUUGUAGAAGGUGGAAGUGUUGUUUUUUUGUAUUUAUCAAUCAAACCCUACAAUUUACAUAUCAUGUGUUAAACCGCUUUGUGAUACCACAACAUGCCUAAGUUAGAGAUUUUUUCGACGAAUGUUCUUUUACUUGCCAUCAACACGUUUUUAUCAUGUGCAAUUUUGCUACUUGUACGGUUAAAAUGAUGAAUUUACUUUUAAAAUUCUGCAAUUAUCACAAACAUCACGUUUUAUUGUACACCCUUCUAUUUUAAUACGCAAUAUUUUAUCGCCCUUUUACUUUUUUUUUACCUUUUUUUUUAAAUUUUCAAUAAUUUAUACACUUAUAUGGACAUUUUAUCGGCCAGUCCGUUUAGUAACUAAUCAGUGUAUUUUGGAUAGAAAUAUCAAUAAUCUUUGAUGUUAGAACGUUUUUAACUAUGUGUAAUUUUUACUAAGUGUUCGUUAUUGAAUGUUGCAAACCUCAUAGCGCAAAAAUUAUUUUAGCAAUUACAGUUUACCGUGGUAAUGCACAAAUUAUAUUAUGUGUACUCAGUAUAUUUAUGUGUGUAUUUUGAACUAUUUACCAUUAUAUAAUAAUAAUAAAAUAAUUAAUAUUAGAUAGUUUACCCUGUUAACUUCAUCCUAACGCCGGCCCUGCCGACAUGCACAAAUACAACGAUGACGCAACAAGGACGUCACUUCAUGUUUAAUGUAAUGCUAGACUCUAAGAUAAUCGUUAUUUUUCGAUAUAUUUAGUAACUAAAUUCUGUAAAGGCCUGCAUGUGCAAUAAAUUUGAUCAAAGUCGAUUUAUGAUAAGAAAUCACUUCAUUAAAAAAAAUCAUCAGUAGGUACUUAAUGUUUGUGUUGUGGUAAUAUGUACAAGGCUUAAUUUAUGUAUCUUUACUUCUCUUAUGUAAUAUAAUACCUAUUUAAUGGCCUGUAUGUACUUUUUAGACGGGAAAUAUAUGUGUAUACUUAGUUGAGCCAAUUUAAUAGGCAACAUUUGACGUCUAUCAAUUUUAUCUUCGAAGAGAUGUAACUUGUAUAAAAACAUCGAUUAAAGUGAAUUAAUCGAUACGGAU
Colias croceus (clouded yellow) is the source of this 4374-nucleotide messenger RNA. RefSeq lists its product as uncharacterized. The coding region runs from base 395 to 3268 and encodes 957 amino acids. The record is from RefSeq and is a predicted model, not a curated record. NCBI's taxonomy places the organism in Eukaryota, Metazoa, Arthropoda, Insecta, Lepidoptera, Pieridae. The transcript has 16 exons.